CAUCCGGGCAUUUACAAUGAAAGAAUGCAUUCUCUUUUACUGAUAAUUUCAGGGUUGCAUGGCAACAAAAUAAACAACAACACAACAAACACUGGAACAAAUGCCUGCUGAACAGUUGAUUUUCAUCGUGAAGUCUCAAAAGAACCUCUCCCUUAAUCAUACUGAGAAGGCGGUCUUCUGUGCAGCUAUGACACGACUGUAACCGGUCGGAAUACUAAUCUUACUGCGACACACCUUCUUGCCAGACCAAGAUCCUAGGGAUCGUCGUUAUUUUACAGCCAAGGUAGUGGAGAAUAAUUGUGAUUUCUUGAUACGCGGAUGAUGGAAGGUUUCCAAAUGAAAGCUGGAAUCGAGGGUAAAGAGAAGAGAAUGGAGGCUGUUCUGCUCUCGGAGACGGAGAUCAAACGCGGCUCCAUGGCAGAAGAGGAUCCGAAUGGCAAUGAGCACGGAGCGGCUGCUUGUACUAGUCGAGCCCCGCGGUGGGGACCGCAGCACGCUGGGGCCCGGCAGCUAGCUGAGCUCUACUCGCCCGGAAAACGAUUACAGGAAUGGAUCAGCGUCAUCUUGUGUCUCUCCCUUGUAACGAUCAACUUUAUUUUCCUGUUGAUAAACUUUUCCACAGUUUAUAUUUACAAAAUUAUAAUCGGCACAAUUGCUGGGAUAGUUACUGCUGAUUUUGCCUCCGGUCUGGUGCACUGGGGAGCGGACACGUGGGGCUCUGUUGACAUCCCGGUCAUUGGGAAGGCAUUUAUACGGCCGUUCAGAGAGCACCACAUUGACCCCACUGCAAUAACCCGACACGACUUCAUCGAGACCAACGGGGAUAACUGCAUGAUCCCCCUCCUCCCGCUGGCUCACAUGGCAUACACGUUCAUGAGCCACUCCCCAGAGUCUAUAGCCGAGUCCUACCCCUGGGAGUGCUUUGUCUUCGCACUGUCUGUUUUCGUCUUGAUGACCAAUCAGAUUCACAAGUGGUCCCACAUGUACUUCGGUCUCCCUCUCUGGGUCACUAUCCUGCAGGAUCUGCACAUCAUCCUGCCGAGAAAGCACCACCGCAUCCAUCACGUGUCGCCCCAUGAGACCUACUUCUGCAUCACCACAGGUUGGCUCAAUUACCCUCUUCACUGUGUGGGGUUUUGGAGACGGAUGGAAGACUUGAUAGAGAGGCUAACAGGAAACAAACCCCGGAGCGAUGACCUGAAGUGGGCACAGAAAUCAGAAUAAGACUUCAACAGAGAGCCUUUCUGUAGCAGGAGAACGCAGAGCACCUUGAAGAACACCUGUCAGAGCGGAACGAGCAGCGUUUAGAGCAGAGAUAGGAGUCGAGGACGUAUACUCACUAAAACACUGUAGCUUGCAAAUGAAAGAGACUUUCAAAGUCUUUGUCAGUUUCAACAUGAAAGAUAUUGACAGAUUUCAAAUGCUGGUCACGCUUUAGUUCAAGGAUCUGUUUUGUAUAACCGUCUCAUACAGUAAGGUUUGAAUGGAACGUGACUUAUGUAAAGCUGUCAGAGUCAUUGUAACGUUUCUCAGUAAACCCUUGGUUAAGUCUGUCUGAUCUCAUAUUUACAUAUCUACGACUGCUUGUUCAUAAUGGACCCUUAACCCUAAUGUAAUCGCAAACGGAAUAUCCAUUUCAUUUAGGAAAGAAAUGUCUUAUAUUUAGAAGCAAAAAAUAAUAAAAUGAUGUUUAACAUAUCCUUUUAUAAUAAAGGAACCAAUAUGGCCAAAUAAUAAUAAUAAUAAUAACAUGAAUGCAGUUAGCCGCUGUGGUCUUUUUCAAUGUUAACAGGGCAGCGUGUGAAGCUCAUGUUGUUGAAAGCCUAUAUCAUGCAUAUCUUGUGAAUACAGAAGGGAGGGUGGGGUGGCUUCUGUCCAUUGCCACUGGGAUUCACAGUCCUGUUGUCUGGGGUAGUUCUGUGGUUAGUAUUGUAUGUUGACUCGUGUUUGGUAGCUAAACUAAGCAGCAUUGUAAUAAUAAAACUUUAUAGAAAGAGAGACUGGAAGAUGGGCUCUCCAGAUAAAACACAAAGCUUUGCUAUCUUGCACGUGCAGUAAAAUUACAAAACAAAGUGUUCUCACGGAAGGGCUUUCAAAGCUAAAUAAGAAUAAUCGUAAUAUUCGUGAUGAUAAAAUAAAGGCUUUACAAUGUUGCACACCAACUUCAUAUUAACAUGUACUGUAAACAUUAAUUUAUUGGGUUUUUUGUUUGUUUGUUUUUUUUCAAUUUAAUUUUGAGAUUUUGUUACAUUUUCAACCGGCUUUGUAUUAUUACCAAGCAAACUAGAGCUGUUAAAUGCUGGUCAGCCUUAACUCCUGUUCUGUUGAUUGUAUGAAACAUAUUUAAUAAGAAUAAAGGAAAGUACUUCAGA
Messenger RNA from Acipenser ruthenus (sterlet), 2372 nucleotides. RefSeq lists its product as uncharacterized. The record is from RefSeq and is a predicted model, not a curated record. Gene Ontology annotation, molecular function: oxidoreductase activity. The coding region runs from base 319 to 1224 and encodes 301 amino acids. NCBI's taxonomy places the organism in Eukaryota, Metazoa, Chordata, Actinopteri, Acipenseriformes, Acipenseridae. The transcript is spliced from 7 exons.